AUGAGAAAACAGCAUGGAGAAGCUUCAUCUGUUAGUCAAUCAGCUGCUGAAGAAAUGAAGGCAAUCCAAACAAUCGCAGGAGAAUAUAAUGAGGAGGAUAUCUUCAAUAUGGACGAAACUGGACUCUUUUGGCGCCAACCUCCAACUUCUGGACUAGGAGCGCCAACCAGACCAGGUCUGAAGAAAGAGAAAGCCCGAAUUACUCUCACAGUCUGUGUCAAUUCAACUGGCUCAGAGCGUCUUCCAAUAUGGAUUAUUGGAACUGCAAAAAUGCCCCGUUCUCUUCAUGGGAUAAAUAUAAGUGCCCUUGGUGGUGUCUGGCGCUCAAAUAAAAAGGCAUGGAUGACGACUUUUGUUAUGAGCGAGUGGCUUCAGGCAUUCUAUUCUUAUAUUGGAUUAUCACGUCAAGUUCUUCUUCUUCUUGACAACUUCUCUGCGCAUACUCAGGCUGUUAAUAUUACACCGCCACCAGCCAAUAUCAAAAUCCAGUGGCUUCCAGCGAAUUCAACAAGUGUUUAUCAACCACUCGAUCAAGGCAUUAUCAUGAAUCUCAAAACCUAUUACCGGAAGGCAUGGCUUCAUUUCAUCAUUGAGAGCUAUGAGCAUCAACAAGAUCCUAUGUCGUCAAUCACUCUAUAUCAUGCUGUCCGCUGGGUUCUACGCAUUUGGAGACAUGAUGUCAACAACACCACAAUAUACAGUUGUUUUCGCAAGAGCCAGGUUAUUCAGCCUCAAAUCAGCCUUCCAGCAGAGCCAGCACCAGAUCUGACAAAGCUCUAUGAUGAAGCCCAGCAAGCUGGCCAUAUUAGAGAUGCAAUGAGCCUCUCGAACUUCAUAAAUCCACCAGAAGAGAGCAUUGAACCAAUUGAGGAACUGGAGUCUCUGGAGAAUAUCAUUUCUGAACAUAUAUAUCCAUCAACAAAUGAUGAAUCUGACGAUGAUGGCCCUGUUGCGUCACCACCUUCCUUGAAAGCAGCAGUUGAUGGUCUCCGGGUUCUUAUACAAUACCAGGAACACUCUCAGGAGACUCAUUUGGAGGAAAUCAAGAUGCUUGAGCGCAUGGAGAAGCGAUUGUUAUAUAAAGCAGAGUCAUCAAAGCAGCAGCGAACUUUAGACCGAUGGCUUAGAUAG
Messenger RNA from Aspergillus chevalieri, 1131 nucleotides. RefSeq lists its product as uncharacterized. Lineage: Eukaryota; Fungi; Ascomycota; Eurotiomycetes; Eurotiales; Aspergillaceae. Bases 1 to 1131 code for a protein of 376 amino acids. Gene Ontology annotation, molecular function: DNA binding. Gene Ontology annotation, cellular component: nucleus. The transcript has a single exon. The record is from RefSeq and is a predicted model, not a curated record.